This is a messenger RNA of Neoarius graeffei (lesser salmon catfish), 405 nucleotides long. Its product is annotated as histone H1-like. The record is from RefSeq and is a predicted model, not a curated record. Gene Ontology annotation, molecular function: DNA binding; structural constituent of chromatin. Bases 1 to 405 code for a protein of 134 amino acids. Gene Ontology annotation, biological process: nucleosome assembly. Gene Ontology annotation, cellular component: nucleosome. NCBI's taxonomy places the organism in Eukaryota, Metazoa, Chordata, Actinopteri, Siluriformes, Ariidae. The transcript has a single exon.
AUGGCAGAAGUUGCUCCCGCGCCUACCACUGCCAUGCCAGCCAAAGCACCCAAGAAGAAAGCAGCUUCAAGGACCAAGAAAUCAGGCCUGAGCAUCGGCGAGCUCAUCAUCAAAGGGAUUUCUUUGUCGAAGGAGAGGAACAGCGUGUCCCUCUCCACCUUAAAGAAAGCUUUGCAGGCCACUAGAUAUGAUGUGGAGAACAACAACCACCGCAUCAAAAUCACUGUCAGGAAACUUGUGGCGAAAGGCAUUCUGGUGCGGACCAAAGGGGCCGGUGCGUCUGGCUCUUUCAAGCUGAAGAGGAAGCAGACUGAAGGCCAGAAGCCCACUGAGAAAGCUGCACCCCCAAAGCCAAAAAGGCAGCCACCAAAAAAAACACCGUGGCUAAGAAGCCCAAGAAGGUAG